CACAGCAAUGUGAUACGCACAGCACAGGGAUGCCGUGCCUCCACAACCAACUAAUGACGAACCUUGAGAUAUUCCACAUAUAUAUGUGCGAUGACCAUCUGAUGUAGGCAAACUUGCCUUUUGCGUUUUCAUCGACAAUGCCCGGACAUCAAAGCUUCACUUGAGCCGUUGGUCGAUCACUUCACAGCGCUUCAUCACAGCCUUUUGAAAUUCAAGAUGACUCCCUACUUACCCAUCGAAUUGCUCAUACAGAUCGUGGAAUGCAUUGAAGGGGACAAGCGAGACAGCACCUUACGCAACAUAACCCUGACCUGCCGACUUUGGUCCAAUCUGUUCAGGAAAUGCCUUUACAAGGCGCUCGACUUCUCAGAAGAUGAGGCUGUACGAGAUCUGGAUACCGAAGAAGAUCACUUGACGACGUUUGAUCGUUUCGUAUUGACCAUUAUCAAGUACCCUCAUUGUGCAGAACAUGUCAAAUCCGUCAAAUUCCCAAGCAAAGACAUGACGCGUUACAACUCAGAGCCAUCGAACGACUUCAUUCUCGCUAUCGAGUCGUUGCAGGGCUUAUCUCCCAACCUUCGACAAUUGAUACUCGCAGCUUUCCGCGAAACUGAAGCCCGGACCAAAAUUAUGCUCUUACUCCUCUUAUGCAAGAACCUCGAAUGUGGAAAUUUCAUUGAGCCUACCCACGUUUUCGGCUACAAGAAUAAUUUCACAAAGUUUUUCGAGGAAUUCAUAGCAUUGCGGCGAAUGUUGUGUACACCUGAAUCGGCGAUCAAUAUCCGCGAGGUGGAGGUAUUCAAUAUAGUAGAAGAGGACCCCACCAGUUCUGCGGGCAUUCAGGAUUACAGCAGAUGCAUCAACAUGAAUGAUAUCGCCUAUCUCCUGCAACUACCAUCGCUCGAAAAAGUCACAGCGCACGAGAUGGACAAUAAAGGGUUUGCAGCCGACAUACCUCAAUGCAGUUCAAAAUCUAUUCGAUCUUUCAACUUGGUGCGAAGAUUGAACAAAGAGCCAUACUCCAGCCCGAUACCAGAUAUCCUGAGCUACCUUCCCCAGCUCGAACAUUUCUCUGUGAUUUACAACCUACACUGCAUAGUUCAUUUUCAAGACCAUCACCCGAAGGAAGGGUUGCAUACGACAUAUUCAGCUUUGUGUGAUAAUGGCAAGAGCAUCAAACAUUUUGAAUUCAUCUUGAGCAGCCACGAUUGGGACCUCGGAUACAUGACUGCAGAAGUGAAUCAUGAAACCAUAUUCGACAAUGGUAAGGAAACAUCAAGACUCCGUCACAUCUACGAAGCAAAGUUCAGUCUUCGAGACAUGCAAUGUCUGGAAUCGUUGCAUCUAGACGCUGAGCUUCUUUUCCUACAUCGUCAUCAGUACGACGGGCAUGGGCAACAUGGCCCAACCAAUGGACUGUAUAGCGAGUCAUUUUUCGUUGACUUCCUUCCUCCGACUCUGAAGCAUUUGUCAUUUACUGCAAUGUUUCCUCAAGGGGACGAUUUUGCGAUGCACCAGAGACAGCUACGAUACCUGCUCACUCACGAGUCAUUCUCUGAGCUUCAACUGGUAAUACUGGGCAAUUGCUCUCUCUGGAACGAUCUCUUCAGUUUCAAGGAUCUGAUCAUAUCUCACAAAUGGGACAUCGGAAUCAACACAGGUCGGCCCGGUCACAAGUCCACUGAACGCAUUUUCUUGACAAGACCUUCGCUAUUCAGACCAAAGCACAGAGAUCCAUCGGAACCAAACUGGUUGCGGGAAGCGCGGCUGGAUUCGCUCUACACGCAAGAACGUCACAAUGCGAUGGCGCAAGUACAGGACGAGCCCCGAUUCCCAAGACCACCCGGGAAGUUACCACGAGUGAGGAGCUGGGUCAUCUCUCAAUUGGAGGAAAUCGAAGCCAGGGCCCCUGAUCAAUGCUCUGAAUGCAAAGCAUUCGCCGCUGGGCGGCGUCUCACUUCCAGCUGAAUCGGACCAACAUCCUGGCCCAAGUGCGAUUUCGAGUGAUGGGGUUUGAGCAAUGGAGUAGCUUUGUAAAACAAUAAUCGCAUAUCAAAUGAAAAGAUCCCCAGAAAUUUCCACAG
Dissoconium aciculare CBS 342.82 is the source of this 2084-nucleotide messenger RNA. RefSeq lists its product as uncharacterized. The transcript has a single exon. The record is from RefSeq and is a predicted model, not a curated record. Lineage: Eukaryota; Fungi; Ascomycota; Dothideomycetes; Mycosphaerellales; Dissoconiaceae. The coding region runs from base 217 to 1968 and encodes 583 amino acids.